Juglans regia (Persian walnut) is the source of this 3143-nucleotide messenger RNA. RefSeq names its product alpha-glucan phosphorylase, H isozyme-like. The transcript has 16 exons. NCBI's taxonomy places the organism in Eukaryota, Viridiplantae, Streptophyta, Magnoliopsida, Fagales, Juglandaceae. Gene Ontology annotation, biological process: glycogen catabolic process. The coding region runs from base 329 to 2863 and encodes 844 amino acids. Gene Ontology annotation, molecular function: glycogen phosphorylase activity; pyridoxal phosphate binding. Gene Ontology annotation, cellular component: cytoplasm. The record is from RefSeq and is a predicted model, not a curated record.
CUCCAUUCCCAUGUGAUUGUCAUUCACCUUCGUUUCAGUACCUGUCUUCUUCCAUCCCUGAUAUUUUUCUUUUCUUUUCCUCCAAACGCUCCAAAACCUCUCCUUUCACUCUCUUUCUAUCUCUCUUUGUCCAUUUCCCCUUUAAUAUCAUAGAACCUCGCAUAUUCUCUCUAUCGGACUGUACCUGAAAAGAAGAAAUAUCUUCCCCUCAAGUUGCUUCUACUCUUUGAUAUUUUUCAGUUUACUAAUCCCUCUCUCCCUGUGCUUUCAUUCCAGACUAUAUUCUUCUUUUCUUUUUUCGCAAGUAUUAUAGUAGCGAUUGUUAGGCAUGGCGGCUACCGCAGAAGCUAAUGGUUCCCCUGCUUAUGACGUUUCUGCUAAAAUCCCUGCCGUGGCACAGCCUCUGGCCGAGGAGCCAGCUGAAAUCGCGUCAAAUAUCAGUUACCACGCUCAGUUCAGCCCUCAUUUCUCUCCUUUCAAGUUCGAGCCGGAGCAAGCGUACUACGCGACGGCCGAGAGCGUUCGCGAUCGUCUUGUACAACAAUGGAAUGAGACCUACCGUCAUUUUCACAAAGUUGAUCCCAAACAGACAUACUACUUAUCAAUGGAGUAUCUCCAAGGACGAGCUUUGACUAAUGCUAUUGGGAAUCUGAACAUUCAAGAUGCAUAUGGUGAUGCUCUGAAAAAGUUGGGGCAUGAACUUGAGGAAAUAGCUGAGCAGGAGAAAGAUGCAGCUCUAGGAAACGGUGGUCUUGGAAGGCUUGCUUCAUGUUUUCUAGACUCAAUGGCAACAUUAAAUUUGCCUGCAUGGGGGUAUGGUUUAAGGUACAAGUAUGGACUAUUCAAGCAGAGGAUCACCAAGGAGGGCCAAGUAGAAAGUGCCGAGGAUUGGCUUGAGAAGUUUAGUCCAUGGGAAGUUGUUAGGCAUGACAUAGUCUAUCCUGUCAGAUUCUUUGGCCACGUGGACGUUACUCCUGAUGGAUCCCGAAAAUGGGUAGGUGGAGAGGUGGUGCAAGCUCUAGCUUACGAUGUGCCAAUUCCAGGAUACAAAACCAAGAAUACUAUUAGUCUUCGUCUCUGGGAAGCAAAAGCUUGUGCUGAGGAUUUCAACCUAUUCCAGUUUAAUGAUGGACAAUAUGAAGCCGCUGCACAGCUUCAUUCUCAAGCUCAACAGAUUUGUGCUGUCCUGUAUCCUGGGGAUGCCACAGAAAAUGGAAAGCUCUUACGGCUGAAGCAACAAUUCUUUCUUUGUAGUGCAUCACUUCAGGACAUUAUAUUCAGAUUUAAGGAGAGGAAACUAGGGAAGGGAUCAUGGCAAUGGUCAGAGUUUCCUAGCAAGGUUGCAGUACAAUUGAAUGAUACUCAUCCUACACUUUCGAUUCCAGAGCUGAUGCGAUUACUAAUGGAUCAUGAAGGACUUGGAUGGGAUGAAGCUUGGGAUGUCACAACAAGGACUAUUGCCUACACCAAUCACACAGUCCUUCCAGAAGCUCUUGAGAAAUGGUCACCAGCUGUGAUGUGGAAGCUUCUUCCUCGCCAUAUGGAGAUCAUAGAAGAAAUUGAUAAGAGAUUCAUUGCAAUGAUACGUAAGACACGAACUGACCUUGAAAGUAAGCUUUCUGGUAUUUGCAUUGUGGAUGAUAAUCCCCAAAAGCCAGUAGUGCGAAUGGCAAAUCUUUGCGUGGUUUCUGCACAUACGGUAAACGGAGUUGCCCAGUUACAUAGUGAUAUCUUGAAGUCUGAGUUAUUUGCAGACUAUGUUUCUAUAUGGCCAAAAAAGUUCCAAAAUAAAACCAAUGGCAUUACUCCUCGUCGAUGGCUUCGAUUUUGCAGUCCUGAGCUCAGUAGCAUAAUAACCAAAAGGUUAAGAUCUGAACAAUGGGUCACCAAGCUUGACCUACUUGCAGGUCUUCAACAGUUUGCCAAUGACGCAGACUUCCAAGAUGAAUGGUUUGCUGCCAAGAUGGCUAAUAAGCAGCGUUUGGCACAGUAUAUAGAACGAGUAACGGGGGAGAGCAUUGACCCACAUAGCCUAUUUGACAUACAAGUCAAGCGCAUCCAUGAAUAUAAAAGACAGCUUCUGAAUAUUCUGGGAGCAAUUUAUAGGUACAAGAAGUUAAAGGAGAUGAGUGCCGAAGAGCGAAAGAACACAACUCCUCGCACCAUCAUGUUCGGGGGAAAGGCAUUUGCAACAUAUACAAAUGCUAAAAGAAUAGUCAAGCUGGUUAAUGAUGUUGGUGCUGUUGUCAACAAUGAUCCCGAUAUAAAUAGAUAUUUGAAGGUAGUUUUUGUUCCAAAUUACAAUGUAUCUGUAGCAGAGAUACUUAUUCCAGGAAGUGAGUUGUCACAGCAUAUUAGUACAGCAGGCAUGGAGGCAAGUGGUACAAGCAACAUGAAAUUUGCACUCAAUGGCUGUCUCAUUAUAGGUACUCUGGAUGGAGCUAAUGUAGAAAUCAGAGAGGAAAUUGGGGAGGAGAACUUUUUCCUCUUUGGUGCAACAGCAGAUGAAGUUCCAAGGCUGCGUAAGAAAAGAGAGAAUGGACUGUUCAAACCAGACCCCCGGUUUGAGGAGGCCAAGCACUUUAUUAGGAGCGGAGCAUUUGGAAGUUAUGACUACAACCCACUCCUCGAGUCGCUAGAGGGAAACACCGGUUAUGGUCGUGGUGAUUAUUUUCUUGUAGGUCACGACUUCCCAAGCUACAUGGAUGCUCAGGCAAAAGUAGAUGAAGCUUACAAGGAUAGGAAAAGGUGGCUAAAGAUGUCUAUACUAAGCACUGCUGGGAGUGGCAAAUUCAGCAGCGACCGGACAAUCGCUCAGUAUGCCAAAGAAAUCUGGAACAUUACGGGAUGCCCCGUACCAUAAAUAAUUUCAUCGACAGCCCCAUCUUGUUCCUGUCUUCUUCAUAUAAUACAACGUAGCAUGAGAAAUAAGCAGCAGCAGAAGGAUGAGAAAUAAAGAAGCACAAAAUAAAUUAAGGUCCCACAUCUAUCAACAAUAGAGACAAAGUCGCUCAGGUGCUUGCUAAUAAAUUUCCACCAUGAUUGUUUUACUUAGAACGGGUAUCCGAAUACACCUAAUUUCCUAUUAUUUAUUGAGAAACCGUGUUAAGGGGUCUGUAAUCUUAUUUUGUUGAUUAACUUCU